AUGGCGCCUCCCAGAAUCAACAAGGGUCGGAUUUAUUUGUUAGCGCCUUCUCCUGAGGUGACAUUUUCGCUCUCUAGGCAACCCUGGAUACAGGGAUCCGUCGAUUUGGCGCCUUCACGCAACACUGCCGAGACCCGACAUACAGGCCAAGAAGCAGGUGGCAACCCGGUUGAGACGACGUCACCGCCAAAUGUUCCUUGUGCUGGCUUUCUCUGUCGCUCUGUAGGCGCGGCCAUUUCAGUUUUGCUGACGGGAAAAAGCCUUGAAACUAGUAUUAUGCAAGGCACGGAAAGCGCCGACUAUACCCCGGAAAUUGAAACAAGUGGUGUGGCCGAAACAACAGAUGAUCGCGCUAACGAACCGACCGGGGCUGCAAUAAUGACAUUAUUGCAUCGCCCAACGCAAAUGCCGACGCUCGCGUGUUUCUAA
Molecule: messenger RNA, 429 nt
Organism: Talaromyces rugulosus
Lineage: Eukaryota; Fungi; Ascomycota; Eurotiomycetes; Eurotiales; Trichocomaceae
Exons: 1
Coding region: 1-429 (142 amino acids)
Source: RefSeq, a predicted model, not a curated record